Molecule: messenger RNA, 5525 nt
Organism: Anoplophora glabripennis (Asian longhorned beetle)
Lineage: Eukaryota; Metazoa; Arthropoda; Insecta; Coleoptera; Cerambycidae
Product: nucleolar pre-ribosomal-associated protein 1
Exons: 8
Coding region: 72-5489 (1805 amino acids)
Biological process (GO): maturation of LSU-rRNA from tricistronic rRNA transcript (SSU-rRNA, 5.8S rRNA, LSU-rRNA); maturation of 5.8S rRNA from tricistronic rRNA transcript (SSU-rRNA, 5.8S rRNA, LSU-rRNA)
Cellular component (GO): nucleolus
Source: RefSeq, a predicted model, not a curated record
UUAUGUACUAAGCAAUAAACGUGAACGUGACAUAUUUUUGAAUUAAAGAUAAUAAAAGUAAAGUAAUUAAAAUGGAAGUUGACGAAGAAAUACCACAUGCAAAAAGUGUACUUAAAAAACAUUUUAACAAACCAAAUGAAAAUGUGCAAAGUACUGAAAAUAUAAAAAAGAUCAAGCUAUUUUCCGCUAAAGAGUUUCGAAAAAAUUUGCGUCAGGACGAUAGAGUCACAGCCCUGAAGCAGUUUUUAAAUAUUAUUAGCGAAUCAAAUGGACACGAUUAUGUGUUUGAAUAUUUGGAAAGUGGAGGCAAUUGUUUAGAACUUCUGCAAACCCUUGAACUAGAUUCUACUUUAUCCCCAGUAUUAGUCUUUGAACUUGUAACUCACGUACUACUAAAAAUAACCGUUAGUGGCCCAAAAUAUCAAAGUGCCGCUUUUGAAUCAUGUCGUUACAUGUUAAAUAAUUACAUAACUGUUAUAAAUAAAAUGCUCAACCUAAGUUCAAAAAGUCAGGAGCGGAAAGUGUGUCUCAAACUACUUACUGCAAUGAUAACAUUCUCAUCUACCCUAUCCAAAGAUGUUUUAUUACACGUAAACUUUCAUUCAUCAAAUGUUGAAUUACUAACAAAGAAUACUGGAGAAGAAAAUAGCGUACGGGACCAUUUCAUACGUUUCCUUACAGCAUUCUUAAUUGACGGCCACUAUCAGUCACUGUCCAUGUUGCUGGAAAAGAAGGGCUUCAUAACUAGUAUUAUUAAAGGUCUUCAGUUUGAUGCUGCUGAUACAGUUUGUAUUGUGAUAUCGGCUAUGAAGAACCAUAUACUAGAAAACCCUUCAGUUUCAAAGACCGCAAAAAUGAAGAUUUUUAACACGUUGGUAGUGAGAGAUAUCGUUAAUCUGUACAACUGGAAGGGACCUGCGGCAUUGAAAAUGCAGGAGAAAAAUAAAACUAUUUCUCAUACAGUUGAUGAAUAUUCUAAAUCAAAAGUCAAUGAAUGCGUCCAUGACUUUUUGUUGGUGUUGUGUACUUCUCAUAAAUAUGGGGUCAUUUUCAAAGACCAUUCCUUAGGCUUGGGUAAGAAGCAUCAGAAUGCCUUAAUGUACACAGUUCUGGAGAGUCUUGAAAGGCCUUGGGAACACUCUUACGCUUGUGAACUGGUAACAAAUAUCUGUGUGGCUUGUCCCGAUUUAACAAAAACCAUGUGGACAAAUUUAAAAUCGUCUUUAGAGCCUCGAUUAACUGAGAAGUGGCUGAACGCUAUGAAAUUUGCCAAAAAUUUACUCAGGGAAUUGCAACCGAGCUGUAUUGAGUUCUGUGCUAACGAACUCAACAUUAACCAGCUUGCUCAAGUAAUCCAAAUUCUUGUUGCCCCACUACCGAUUUUAAAGGUAGUGCUUCCCAUAAACGGCACGUUUGCAAGCCAUGCAGUUAAGAAACAUGUCAUGUCUUUUCUGGUAGAAAUGUUACACUCCUUAAACUCCUACUUAGAUACUUCAAAAGACUGGCUAAAUGCCGAGAGCCAUAGAAAAUUAAAGACUUUUGUAUCUAGCUAUGUCUCAAAAAAUUUUCCCAAUGCCAACGCUAUCCUAAGCGAUUGGGAAGCGGAAAAUAUCAAUGACACUGAACAGAGUGCGAUUAUUACUGAUGAAAACUUUUUGGAGAUAGUUUUUGAUAUAUUUGACUUAUACAGUAAGAUAGCUCCACAACUUUUGGAUAGCCUAAACUCUACGAGUCUUCAACUAACAGAUUUUUUGAAGAAACUCUCUAGCAGCUGCGCCGAUGAAAAAAUUUCCGCUCGACUACAAGUAAAAAUGAUAAAUAUCUUCAUAGAAUUAGAACCCACAAAUUUUUCACCCAACACGGAAUUGUUUUCGUUCGUGUUGCCCCUUCUGCUUAAAUUUUACUACGAAACUGUUGAUUCGACUGCCUUAACAGUCUUAAAUAAGCUCCUGAAGUAUACAGGAAUAUUUGAGGGAUGUCUGGAAGAAGUCAAUGUUUGGAUAAACGCCAUAUUAAAUUUACGACACUUCGACGAUGCUGUAGUGCAGAGUUUGACACAAAUUUUGAGAAUUAGCGCUGAAAAUAUUAUGGAAUUUUCAGAGGAAUUGUCACUUUUAGAAACUACGAACGAUACGGAUGGAAACAUUGCAAAAAUUAUCGAGAAACUGAAAAAUACUAACAUAACAUUCGAAGAAGAGAGUGUUAUAGUAAAACACAAAUAUCUCAGUCCGAUGGUGUUGGGGCUUGUGAGUUACUUGAAAGAAACAGCUUUGACGAAAAAUUUGAAGUGCUACGUGAACUUUGUCAUGUUGAAUUUGUUCCACUGCCAAACGCAAAUGAAGAUGGUGGCAGCAUUUGUGAGAAAAUAUGAAAUUAUUCCGAAAGCUAUUAAAGAGUAUGUUUUAUGCUGGACCGAAAAGGGCGAGGUUGCAUAUUUCAAGCUAAAAGGAAGAUUGCACGCAUUUGAAAGUUUUAACGAGGAAUUUAUUUCGGGCAACAUUGGAAAUGCUUUAAACAGUAUUGACUUCAACAUUUAUCCCGACUUUCCUCUAAAUUUAUUACAAGCAGGAGUUUUUUACAUAACUAACAUUGUAAAUAAUAGCGUCUUUGUAGAAAAUAUUUUUGAAAACUGUUUGAAGUUUUUAAGACAGUUAAUAGGAAGGAAGUCUUUCCAUGAAAGUUACACAGAAACAGUUUUAGCACACCCAGUUUUGUUGGAUCACUUCUCCGUGUUGCAUAUAGAAACAAAUGCUUGCACGAAGUUCUUACUAGACGUUAUAAAAUUACUGUUAGACUCCGGUUUUGAUAUUGCACGUUAUUUGAAAAUAUACAAGGAAAAGUUGCUCAAAGUCGUCUUGAAAAUCUUGAGGAAACCAAAGAAAUACAACUUUGCAAAUUUCAAAGACAUUUUGGAGCUUUUUGGACUGAGUUACGAUCAGUGUCAUAAAGUUCUUACAGUUUUUGCACAGUCAACAGAAAACGACAAACAUUUUGUUUUAGUUUUAGAUAUUUUGUCGUACACUCUAAAACGGUUCGCUUCUUUGUACGAGAUUGAAGACAACAUGGAACCGUUAGAGGGCAUUGUUGCUGAAAAUUUGACAAGUUAUUUUGUCACGUUAACUAAAAUCCAAGAUUUUAAUGUAGUGUCCCUAUCGGAUGCUUUCCAUACUUAUUUUGAGGUGUUUCCACAUCAUAUAAAGCACGUAGAUGCGAACUUACUAUCCAGCUUAGUGAAUCUCGAGUACAAUAAGGAAAACAUUUCAUUGGUGACAUUCCUUUUGGAAAGAUGUAUAGAAUUUUUAGAGAGUAUUAAAAAUAACUGGGAUGACAUUUGCAACAGGAAAAGUGUGCUACUUCCAAUACUUGAAGUGUUAGUUCGCAAAAACGUUGAUGCGGUUGUUUUAAAACAAAUUUACCACAUAAUUGAACCAUCCUUGGCUAAAGCGUUGUUGAAACCACAAAAGGUGGGACAACAUUUCCAUGUGUCGUACAGAGGGUUAAUCGUGUUGAUAGAAAAAUUCAUGCCACUGGAAAAGUGUGGAAAUUUCACAGAAAAAGUGCAAAAAUUCGAAGUAACGGAAGUUUUCCACGUGAAAUUACUUGAAAUUGUUUUUAACAAGAUCAUCGAUGACAGUAUAACUGCUAAGCAAGUGAAUAACAUGAUUUUAACGUUUGUGCAUCUUCAGAUGCAGGUAUUUAAAAGAAAUGUGAAGGACAGUUCAGUCGAUUCGAAAAUAAGUGAAGUAGCGGAAUCUUUCAACAAUAUUCUAACGAAAAUACGUUCAAAGACAAGUACAAUGGACCUGAAAAAUACGUGCCAAAAUGAAACGUUGAAAUCGUACAUUAUGUAUUGUUUAAAAUUUGGAAUAUCAGGACAAACCAUACUGUUAAGGUCUUUGAACAAUAUGGUAAAAGUUUUGUCGAAUUCCAUGGAAAAGAAAGACGGGAAAUUGAUUAUGGAUAUGUUGCUGUCUCAUUCCAAAUUUCUGGACAUCGUUCUGGACGAGCACACUCCUGUUAAGCUGGAAAUACUGUCUCUGUUUUUGACGUUGUGCCGGAUUUGGAAUGAAUUUAUGGAACGUUAUCAUAUCCCCGUUUUAUUAGCAGCGUACAGGGUUAUGAUUAAUCCAUGCGACAGGAUUAUCUGGACACUUUUGAAAAUGUAUGCCGCGAAUUCAGGGCAAACCAACUUCUACGAUUUCAAACCCUUCUUGUGGGGCAGAGCAGCUGCCAACCAUUACUCCGUUAGAGAGAACCCUGAAAAAUCUCUCUGGCGACAACCGAAAAUGAGGGACGUUUUGGAUAUAUUACAAGAGGAAUAUGUAGUUUCGUCAAUCUAUAAUUACCCUUUGAAAGAAAAUUUAUUGUUAACCGACGACGAAACCUUGGAAAUAAAGAAGGUUAAGAGCUACGACGUUAAAUUCCUCUUGCCGCUUUUCAGUCACCUCUUGGCGCCUGAGCAACAAGUGCAGACUUACACAUUCACAAGAUCGGGUGCGUUGAGCCUCACAGUGAUGACAUUGAGCAGUGGUGAUGAGAAGAUUAGGCGAGAGGCUUUUCACGUUUUAUCAAGGUUCUAUUAUCAUGUCGAUGCCAGUCAACAUGGUAAAGAUAAUCCGUUGUGGCUUAGAUAUGUGGAGGCUGUCUGUAAAGGUGUCGCAGUAUCACAAGACAGGAAACUGAACAACUUUUCUGCCGUGUAUCUAGCCCGCAUGGCCUUGAUUUUGACUCAACCUAACCACGUCAUGUACCUACCGUUAUCUAACCACCUCACGGCUAAACUGUCCCUAGAUUUUAGCACCGUUCCCGAGUUGUAUACCUUCCUCCACGGCUCGGAUAUUAACUAUAAGGAUCGCAGGCAUUUCAUCUUAGAGCUGCUUAGAGACGGUCUGAGAUCAGAAAAAGAUUUCACCGAUUUCCUCCGCUCGAUGGCGUUUAAAUUGUUUUCUGAGUUGUACAACAGUUCGUUAGCAGACUUAGACACGAGACUGUUGAUUUUGGAUGUGAUUCGGGCUGCUUGCAAAAUACCGCUAGGUGCGAAGAUGAUCUGCGAGAACCACUCACUAUUAACGCAGCUUUUCCACGAUGUUAAUAGCGUUUUGGUGUUACCUUCCAAGGAGAAACAAGAAGCGAGGUUAUGUGUUACUAAGAUUGUGUUUAUUUUGUUAGAAAUUGUCCGAACUCUGCAGGACGUUCAUCCUCGUUUUAUGACUUUUAAUACCGUACUGAAAGUGGUCAAAGAUGAUAUUUUCGGAAUUUUAACUGACGGGGAUAAAAGGGUGAUUUUCGAAGUGCUUUAUUUGGUUUCUGGACAGUUUAUGGAAUUGUUCACUGACGAUGUUGUGAACGUAUUGUUAGAAAAGAGCGGAGAUAAGUUUUGUAAAUAUGUUGUUAAAUACGGGUGCGAAUUUGUAGAUGUGAAUUGUUUGAAUUCUGACGAUGUAUGUUAUUAUCUAAGACUUUUGAUUUUUAAUCAAAUUAAAACCUGAAAUUUGAUUUUAAAUAAAUUUUUUAUGUUUUUGUUA